Spirometra erinaceieuropaei is the source of this 6043-nucleotide messenger RNA. The record is from the annotation of a GenBank genome assembly. NCBI's taxonomy places the organism in Eukaryota, Metazoa, Platyhelminthes, Cestoda, Diphyllobothriidea, Diphyllobothriidae.
CGUCUCUGCUCGCCCUUCGACCUGCACGCCAGCCUGCAACACCUACUGGCCAGACAGUUGUCGCUGCCAGCGCCCGCCGUCUCUCGUGGACGCUCGCUGUUCGUCCCGCUACCAGCCAAUCGCACCUGCCGGGAGAUCGGCGCUGCGGAACACUGGUGUGCCUGUGUCAACUGGGUGCCCGUGAGACCCACGCCGCCGGCAGCGGGUCCACGCCGCGUCAUCUGGCCAACGGCGGUGCGCCAAGCCGCACAGGCUCUUGUCAGCACUCUGAACGAUGCCACGCGAGUGCUGGUCAGUGAGAGCCGGGGGCAAGAAGCGGGCACCGCUACGUCCGUUCGACUGGUGGGCAUGUGUCACCUGCUGCGACUCAAACAGGCAGGUUGCGUUUCAAUAUCUGCGCUCUGCACUCAGAAACCAUCGUCUGGUACUGGGGCCCACUUUAUAAACUUACAGUAGAUGGGAUAACUCAUGAAAUGUCGACCAGAUUUCCAAAAUGCAUUCUUGUCUCGAAAAGAUUAAUUAAGUAGUGUUGCAAAACCAAUUAUCAUGCAGCAUAAUUUUAUAAUAAUUCAGUUAUCUCAGGAUGCCGGCUUUCGAAUGAACUUCUUUCCGACUGUAUGCAAAAACCAUACUCUGCAAAAAUGGCUACUUAAGUAACAUGCAUUUUUAUCAUUGAAUGUUUAUGCCCUUAAACAUUCAAUUGUAUUUAAUAAAAAACAUGCAUAAAAAUAUUCAGUUUUCGCUUAUUCGGUAGGAAGUUAGGUCCUUCUCUAAUUUUAUACUCGGAGGAAGGAUAUAAUUUGGUUUUUAAAAAGGCUUCUAAUUGCGGGAUUUUUUAAUACUGUGAAAUGGCCGUUCAUAAAACGUCAUGUCUCUGCAUUUACUAAUGUGGCUUGCAAAGUUACCAAUAUGGAUCGAAUCAACUGCUUACUUUUAUGAAACUUAUAUGGUGUUCUUUAUUACCGUAGAGAAAUGCGCGGUUUUUCGUUCGUGGAAAAUAUACGGCUUGUAGUUUGGAAACCCUGAAUCCAAGUCUGAUGGUAGAGCAGAUUCAAAAUUAUUCGGGAAUUAAAAAAGUUUUUUAAAACCUAACUAUGUCAUUCCUUCGAGUAUAAAAUUAGAAAAAGACGUAAUUAUCUACCGAAUGAGCAAAUAAUGAACAUUUUAAUUCAUGUUUUCCAUGAAAUAUAAUUGGACUUUUAGAGGCAUCGAAAAUCAAUGAGAAAAAUUCAUGCUACUAAGGGGUCCUUUUUUACAGAGUGUAGAUUUUGCAUGCAGCCGGAAAGAAGUUUAUUUGAAAGCCGGCAUCCUGAGGUGGCUGAAUUAUUAUAGAAGUAUGUUGCAUGAUAACUUUUUUUACAACACUACUUAAUUAAUCUUUUUUAAACGAAAACACAUUUUGGAAAUCUGGUUGACAUUUCAUGAGUUAUCCCACCUACUAUACCUCCUGGGAGAUUUGGAAUGUUGACUGGAAUUCUGAAGUGUGUUUUCCCUUAUAAAAGAUUACUUUAUUAGGGUUGUCGCAUAAUGUUAAGAUAUUCCAGUCACUUUAAGAUGCUGGCUUUCGAAGGAUCCCCUUGUCGACCGCCUGCAUGAGAUAUAUUUCGCAAAGGUGAUCACAUUAUUAGUGUGAGUUUUUCCAUUAGUUUUUACUAUCUUUAUAAAUUCACAUGUAUUUUAUGGAAAACAUGCAUACAAAUAUUUUUUCUUCUACUCAUUUGGUAGCAAAUUGCGUCUUCUUCGAAUUCUAUACUUUACCGAAGAGUAUCUUACGGUUCUAAAAAACUUCCUCAAUGCUCGAAUAAUUUUGAACACGAUCCACUGUUAAAAGUGCAUUCAGGGUUUCGAAACUACAAGCUGUAGGCUAUAUGCUGUUAUGAUAGAGACAUAUAAUACUCAUAAAAUUUUGUGAUUGGUGGGCCACAUUGCCCGCUUUAUAAUCUGAUGUGAUGCUUUACGAGUGGAAAUUUCGUGGUACUGAUAAAUUUUACAAUAUAAAUUUUUUUAAAACCAGGAAGAUACACUUUCUCCAAGUAUAGGAUUUUAGGAAGACGCGAGUUGCUAUCAAGUGAGUAGAAAACAGAAUAUUUUUAUGGAUGUCUUCUAUAAAGGGACAUAGAAAAUCAAUUAGAAAGACGCAUUCCGUUUAAGUAGUCAUUUUUGCAGAAUUUAGUUUACGCCGAAAGCCGACAUCCUGACGUGACUGAAAAAUCUUGCAACGGGACAAUUAACCUGAGAACCCUGCUUGAGUAACCUUUUCGAAUUGAAAACGCAUUUCAGGAUUCCGGCAAACAUUUCAAGCGAUAGCGCGUCUCCGGCAUACUCACGAAAUCGGCUACUACUACAGCGCGAAGAACCCCAGGCCGGUGGGACACAGUCAUGGGAACCCCUGCCCCUUACGGGUGGCCUUUCCACCAGUUCCAGGGGGAGGGGGAUUUGGAUUUAGUGCAAGGAGGGUUAGGAUUUAGGCCAAGUUGCCAGAUAAAGCUAAAAGUUAGGAAACGGGGACAGGAAGCCCUUAGCGUUCGACACAAGACCUCAUGUAGUACUGGGGGGGGGGGCAUAUUCCAGUUCCUGACUCGUUAUUGAUGGUCAGGCGUACAAGCGAAGCGGAGAGUGCCUGGCAGCAGUUGAGGAGAAGAAGAAGAUGCUGUCGAUGUAACGGGAAUUUGGCGCAUCCGGAGUUUCGGAUUUGCAGUCGAAUCCAUCUGGGGCUGUCGGUAUUCCAGGAGAAUAGGGAUCCUACGCAUUACCAGUGGCCUUGCGGUAGAUUCAGGACAUGGAAAUAGACAUCCUCCUGGAAUUUAGCACACAGUCACCUAUAGUACGUGUGACCACACCCGAGUUCGUGAACGAAGAUGUCCACCGUGUGUCCCACAGCGGGGUAAGAGCAGGCACGUUGUCUUGCACACGGAGUAGACUCGUGCAGCAUCUUCCGCACUCUCUCCUCUUCCCCUCCCCGGGCCCGGUGUCAAAACAGGGUCAAAAGACCAGAGACGGAGGAGGGCGCAAGGGGCAUGGAAUAAACCCACAUACUUUAGGCGACGUGAAUAAUGAAAUUUGCCUCAGAAAGGAAACUAAUCUAAAUCAAACAACUGGGAAUUACCGGGACAGGUUCCAGAUGAGCACAUGGGUUUGCCUGUCUGCAAAAGUCAGGUUUCCCCCUCCUUAUGUAGACUGCUUCCGAGGAGCGUAGCGGCUGAGUUGUUCGUGUCGGAACAAGAACCUAGAAGGCCGUUUUUAGAUCGACGGAGUGACCGCUGUCAAGGAGGUGUCUUGUAAUAGAAGAGCGGGGAAUUUUAUUCUCCUACUUUAAAAGCCUUCUGAUUUAGUUGUCAGUUGCCUUUGGUCUCAUCCAGUCUACUUACGUCCACAAAUGUACAGUAGACGUGUUAUCUCAUGAAACGCUGAUUGGAAUUCCAAAAUGUGCUUCCAUUUGGAAAAGACUCCCUAAGUAGGGUUGCCAAAUUAAUUAUUUCCUCACAUAAUCUUGAGAUGUUCCAGUCACUUCAGGAUGCCGGCUUCCGAAAGAGCUCCUUACUGGCCGCUGGCAUAAGCUAUAUUUCGUAAAAAAUGACUGAUUAAGUAGCACGGAUCUCACCCAUUGAUUUUUAAUACCCCUAUAACAUCAGAUAUGUUUUGUGGAAAACACACGCAAAUAUUCCUUCUUUUACUCAUCUGGUAUCAACUUACGUCCUCUUCAGAUUUUAUAAUUGGUGAAGGUUGUAUCUUUUAAUUUCAAAUGAUUUCUUAUUGUAAGAUUUUUCAAGACUGUUAACCGUUCAAUCGUACAGCAUCGUAUCAGCGCAUAUAUUAAUGCUCCUCUUAAAGUAGACAACAUAGUCCACAUUCAUUGCAAAAUUUUAUGAGACCUACAUGUUCUCUUCAUAAUGACAUAUAGAGUUAUACGAUUUUCUUUACAAGAAAAGUGUACACUUUGCAGUUCUGAGACCCUGAAUCCAAGUGUAGCUGCAGGUUACGUUCAAACUUAUUCGGAAAUUGAAAAAGUUUGUUAAAACAGGAAAGCACUUUUUUAAAGUAUAAAACUUGAAGAAUGAAUGAUUGAAUACCAGAUGAGUAAAAAAGAAUAUUUUUAUGCUCCUUUUCUACAAAAUAUAUUUAUAUUUAUAAGGGUGUCGAAAUCGAUAGAAAGACUUCACGCUACUGAAGUAGUUACUCUCGCGGAAUAUAGCUUAUGCCAGAUUUCCGUAGGAGGCUUGCUCGAAAGCCGGCAUUCUGACGUGGCUGGAAUAUCUUAGGGUUAUACGACAUAGAGACUAAUAUGGCAAUCUUUUCGAAUUGCAUACACAUUUCAGCACUUCGGUCAACAUUUCAUAAUAUAGUCUAUCCACUCUAUGUGAAUUCAUAAACACAACUCAAACUGGUCCGCAAUAGAAAGGUAUCUUUUGUCCCUUGAAUUGGAAUAAUUUUAAUAGGACCUCUGUGUAUAAGUUGGCCUGCACCGCAAUCGUUGCUUUAUUGUGUCUAAAUUUUUUUCGUCUUUACGAGGCAAGGAUAUUACAAGGGGCCUUUUCGCAACCGACUGUUCUAUCCAUUUUUGCCGCAAGGGCUUAACCUACUUUUGAAUGAGACAUGCUGGAUAGCCACGUUUAAGGAGGAUUGCCCUGCGACAGGUAAAUUCUGCUUCCAGUGCCUCAGUGGAAAAAAUUUUCGCACUCUGUGGAAGAUUCUAGACGAGGUUACAUUUUCGUUGUGCUGGAUCAAUACUCGGUGCUGAUCUUCACACCUACUCUUGCAGAAGAUUGAUCGCCUGAUUGAACCGUCAUAGAUUAUACUGAGUAUAUUGGGCUGUAAGCCAGCUGUUUUCGCACCAAUUUCUUGUGCAAAUUCGACUCGCGGCAUUCCCCUAUUCGUUAUAUAUCUUAUGCAGCGAGGCGUUGCCGUUGAUAAACUGUCGCGAACUUUAUUAAUACCCUUUAAUCCUGUUAUUUAUGCCUGUUUUAACUUCUUUCCGGGGACAAAAUGCCUCGAAUCACGACACUUUUGACAGUUACCGUCACAAGUUAAUUUCAUUUGCACACCUGAUAACGAAUUUAAUUAAAUAUCGAGCGUGACAUGAUCGUUUAUGGAUCUGGAACAUGCUCUUCCAAUUGCGCCCUUGAGUUAAGUCUAACAGAUCCUAAUGGUGUCGCAUAACACUCACUGAACAAGCGAAGAUGUGAGUUCCAGAAACUAGUUGAUCAGAAGAAGAAGAAGAAGAAGAAGAAGAAGAAGAAGAAGAAGAAGCGAUCGCUGGAACAAGGGCUUUAUUCGCCUGACGUUUCGGAUUCUCACUUUAACCCACCAUCCUAGACAGUGGCAGAAAAGGGUGGCUCGUGCACAGGAAGUUGCAGUAUUUAUAGGAUGCAGUCGCUAUGCUACGGCACACCUAUAGCAAUUAACCGUGCUCCCCUUCAUCAAGGAUUGUUGCCCGCUGGUGCGCUGAUUGCUUGAUGGCCGGCAUGCGAGUUGUUCAUUGCCGAAAUGUCCACACCUGGGUCGGAUGCUGGCGUGAUGAUUGCUCGGCCAUCGGGCUCACCGGGUUGCGCGCUCCCCGAGUGGUUAAUUACCUUGGCCAGCCUAUGCCUCAGCACGGAAUAUGGAGUUGGGCUGUCGUUGCACUUGUUGAUAGCCUGAUGAUGGUUCUUCUUCUGGUCCUAACCGCACCUCUCCGUAUUCUCUUCUCACCCAGAUCAUAUCAGCCGAGUUUGCGCAGAUCUCCGAGGGCGUUGUGCGCUUCAGGAAUUCCAAUGAUCGGGACGGCCGAAUGCCCAACCUGGCGUCUGAAGAGCCCCCCGACAGCGUUGCCCUAAAAUCUCGCCUCGCUGUAAGGAUCCACCUGCUCCUGGAACCGGCGGAUGCGCACUUCGAGGCCCUCCUGCACACCACGCAGGAGGCCUCAAGUUAUAAAGUGCAGAGUCUGGAGGAUAUUCGACGUUUAGAUGAGUAUGAGCGUCACGCCAAGUGUCUGGAUUCUCAGCGCUGGAGCAAGGCUCGACAGUUGUGUAUUUGCAGGGACGCCCAAACCGACAGUGUUCGGUGA